Asparagus officinalis (garden asparagus) is the source of this 2323-nucleotide messenger RNA. RefSeq names its product alpha-L-arabinofuranosidase 1-like. Gene Ontology annotation, biological process: L-arabinose metabolic process. The coding region runs from base 150 to 2147 and encodes 665 amino acids. NCBI's taxonomy places the organism in Eukaryota, Viridiplantae, Streptophyta, Magnoliopsida, Asparagales, Asparagaceae. Gene Ontology annotation, molecular function: alpha-L-arabinofuranosidase activity. The transcript is spliced from 18 exons. The record is from RefSeq and is a predicted model, not a curated record.
CCAAUCAUUCAAUUGAAAUCUCGCAAGCAACAACUCAAUGAAUUAAACCCACAAGUCAAAAUUUUGUCAUUUCUCACUCCAAAUCCAUCCAUUUCUAUUAGUAAUCAGGUUUCAGCGCGUGUAUAUAUGCGUAAAACAUUCUGAGGGUAAUGGGUCUGCAAAUGGGGCUUUUGAUAGUAUUGGUUCAUGCCCUUUUCUUGAUUUCUGUUGUGUGUCGAGUUCGCGCUGGUGAGUUUAAAGCGAACCAGACAGGUAUUGUUCAUGUCGAUGCUUCGCCGAGAGCUAGCAGGAAGAUACCUGAUAAUAUGUUUGGUACGACCUUCGAGGAGAUCAACCAUGCUGGAGCUGGUGGGUUGUGGGCAGAGCUCGUAAGCAAUAGAGGAUUUGAAGCUGGAGGCCCCAACACUCCUUCAAACAUUGACCCAUGGUCUAUAAUUGGAAACGAGUCGUAUAUUUCCGUGUCAACAGACCGAACCUCUUGCUUCAGUCGUAAUGAGGUUGCGCUUCAAAUGGAAGUAUUAUGUGACUGCAGAGGGCCUAACAUCUGUCCAUCUUCUGGUGUUGGCAUAUAUAACCCUGGUUACUGGGGCAUGAAUAUUGAAAAAAGAAAGGUCUAUAAAGUUACAUUGUAUAUUAGGUCAUUGGGGUCCGUGAAUAUAACGGUUUCACUGGCUAGCUCAGAUGGAACGCAGCUUCUCUCUGCUUCUAACAUUAUAAUUGAUACCCAGGAUGUAUCAAAAUGGACCAAGGUUGAGCGGCUUUUAGUGUCGAAAGGAGCAAAUGUUAAUUCAAGGCUUCAACUGACUACCGUUAAGAAGGGUGUUUAUUGGUUCGACCAAGUUUCUGUCAUGCCAUUGGACACUUACAAGGGACAUGGUUUUAGGAUGGAUCUUGUCUCUAUGCUAGAAAAUAUAAAACCUCGGUAUCUCAGAUUUCCAGGUGGUAGCUAUGUUGAAGGUGGGUGGCUAAGAAAUGCUUUUCGAUGGAAGGAAACAGUUGGUCCCUGGGAAGAGAGGCCGGGUCACUUUGGUGAUAUUUGGCUGUAUUGGACUGACGAUGGCCUUGGAUUUUUUGAAUUUCUUCAACUCGCAGAGGACCUAGCUGCUGCUCCAGUUUGGGUGAUUAAUAAUGGAAUCAGCCAUAAUGAUCAUGUUGAUUCGUCCGGCAUCUUACCAUUUGUACAGGAUAUUCUUGAUGGCAUAGAGUUUGCUCGGGGUGAUCCUGACACCAAGUGGGGAUCCAUUCGAGCGACAAUGGGCCAUCCGAAACCUUUUCAACUAAAUCAUGUUGCAAUCGGAAAUGAAGACUGUUGGCGAGGAAAUUACCGAGGAAACUAUCUCAAGUUCUACAAUGGGAUUAAAGCUAUUUAUCCUGACAUCAAAAUCAUUUCCAAUUGCGACGGAUCUUCUCACCAAUUAGAUCAUCCUGCAGAUCUUUACGAUUUCCAUGUUUAUACAUCUGCCGCCAACAUGUUCUCCAUGGUUCAUCAAUUUGACAGUGCUUCGCGUUCUGGACCAAAGGCUUUUGUUAGUGAGUAUGCUGUGCACGGAGGGGAUGCUGGCUCCGGAAGCCUUUUAGCAGCACUAGCAGAAGCUGCUUUUCUUAUUGGUCUUGAAAAGAACAGCGAUGCUGUUGAGAUGGCUAGCUAUGCACCUUUGUUUGUCAACGCCAAUGACCGACGGUUUAGCCCAGAUGCCAUUGUGUUUAACUCAUGGCAGCAUUAUGGAACUCCAAGCUACUGGAUGCAACAAUUUUUCAGGGAAUCAGGGGGGGCUAUUUUCCAUCCUACUACUGUAGAAGCCGGCUCCUCGAGUUUAUUGGUUGCAUCUGCAAUUACUUGGCAAAAUCCGAAAAACAGCAACACUUACCUGAAGAUAAAGAUUGUCAAUUUUGGGAGUGAUGUCGUGAAUCUUAAGAUCUCAAUGAAUGGAUUACAAAAUCGUGUCUCCUCUUCAGGAUCAAUCAAGACUGUACUCACAUCUGGUAAUUUGAAGGAUGAAAAUUCCUUCAGUACACCUAAAAAGGUAGUACCGGUAUCCAGUGUUAUUUCAAAUGCAGGAUCUAAUAUGGACGCCAUUAUAUCUGCACAUUCUGUAACUUCAUUCGACCUACUACUUGCUCCAGCACAUUCCAGGUCUACAAUUUAAAAAAUAUAUAAAUAGAAAGCUAAAGAAUCGCAAACACUGAAAAAAUAAAAGAUAAGAAAGCAACCAGCUAAAGAGUACAAUAAAAGACUGGUUUGUACAUAUACAUUUCUAUCAAUAAAACCACGAAUUUGGAUUGUUUAGAUUGAACAGUAUAAUGCGAAGUUGUUAUAUGUCAA